Molecule: messenger RNA, 1874 nt
Organism: Achroia grisella
Lineage: Eukaryota; Metazoa; Arthropoda; Insecta; Lepidoptera; Pyralidae
Gene: phr
Product: deoxyribodipyrimidine photo-lyase
Exons: 7
Coding region: 73-1647 (524 amino acids)
Biological process (GO): photoreactive repair
Molecular function (GO): deoxyribodipyrimidine photo-lyase activity
Source: RefSeq, a predicted model, not a curated record
AUAAGUGAAGUGUAGGUAAAUUAAGUAAUAUUUAUUUACAGAAAAUUUAAAUUAUCAAACAGUAUUAGGCAUAUGCAAUCAAUAUUAUUACUUAAACUUAAUUACUUAAAAUACUUUCAAAUGGCCUCUGCACCGAAGAAAAAUAAGUUAUCCACAGCUUCAACAUCCUGUAAUGAAACAAAUGGAACACUAGAUGACUUUAUAAAGAAGGUCCAACAAAACCGCGAACAGACAGCUGAAUCUAUUUCAGAUUUUCAAUUCAUUAAGAAACGUUUGAGAAUUAUAUCUCAAGCGCAACUUGUGCCCGAAAAUUGCGAAGGCGUUGUCUAUUGGAUGUCCAGGGAUUGUAGAGUUCAGGACAACUGGGCUUUUUUAUUCGCACAGCAUCUCGCUCUAAAGAAUGAAGUACCUCUACAUGUGUGUUUUUGUUUAAUACCAAAAUAUUUGGAUGCCUCUAUCAGACAGUUUCAUUUCUUAUUAAAAGGCUUAGAAAAAGUAGCAGCCGAAUGCAAGAAAUUGAACAUAUCAUUCUAUUUGCUUGAGGGUAAUGCAGAUAAUGUAUUGCCACAAUGGGCACUCAAGCAUAAUAUUGGAGCUGUUGUGUGUGACUUCAAUCCACUGAGAGUACCUCUGGGAUGGUUAGAUGGUGUUAAAAAUAAACUCAGCAAAGAUGUGCCUUUGAUUCAGGUGGAUGCUCACAACAUUAUUCCAUGUUGGAUUACUUCGGAUAAACAGGAAUAUUCAGCCAGAACUAUCAGAAACAAAAUAAACUCAAAACUUGAUGAAUACCUUACAGAGUUUCCACCAGUAAUCAAUCAUCCAUACACCAGCAAAUUUGAACCAAAACCUAUAGAUUGGGAUGAAGCAAUAGAGACCAGAGAAGCAGAUAAGUCAGUGGGACCAAUAGAAUGGGCCAAGCCUGGCUACGAUGAGGCUAUGAGAAUGCUCAAGAGUUUCCUAGACGUAAGGUUAAAAAUAUUUGCAUCGAAACGUAAUGACCCUACACAGGAUGCUUCAAGUAAUUUAUCACCUUGGUUCCAUUUUGGUCAGAUAUCAGUACAGAGAGUAGCACUGUGUGUACAAGAAUACAAAACUAAAUACAUAGAGAGUGUCAAUGUAUUCUUGGAGGAGGCGAUAGUCCGACGUGAACUGGCAGAUAAUUUUUGCUUUUACUGUGAACACUAUGAUAAUAUAAAGGGAGCGAGCAAUUGGGCACAAAAAACAUUGGAUGAUCACAGAAAAGACAGAAGAACCCAUAUAUAUUCAUUGGAAGAACUGUCCAAAUCACUAACACAUGACGACCUUUGGAACUCAGCACAACUUCAGUUGGUAACAGAGGGCAAAAUGCAUGGUUUUCUACGCAUGUACUGGUGCAAGAAAAUUUUGGAGUGGACGUCUAGUCCAGAGGAUGCUUUGAAGUAUGCCAUCUACUUAAAUGAUCACUACAGUGUGGAUGGACGAGACCCAAAUGGUUAUGUUGGUUGCAUGUGGUCAAUAUGCGGCACACACGAUCAAGGCUGGGCCGAGCGGGCAGUGUUCGGAAAAGUACGCUUCAUGAACUACGACGGGUGUAAACGCAAGUUCGACGUUAGUGCAUUUGUGGCACGCUACGGAGGCACAGUCCACAAAUAUAUACCGAAGAAAUGAAAACUAGGUGACAUAUUCCAAAUUUGAGUCUACCUCGCACCCUCGUCGGCGUCCAGGGUUUAUUUCCAAUGAUUGAGGAAAAUGUACUGAUUUUUUUUUUUAAUUGUAAAUUUAUUGAUGUUUAAUUAUGUAUUAUGUUUUUGCAUUCUACAUUAUUCCAUGUAAAAUAAGAUGUUAGUAUUUCUAUUUAUAUUGUUAUGAAUUUGGUAUUCAUAUUUGAGACUGUA